AUGGAUCUCAUCCACUUCGCCCCGGCUCUCCUGGUCCUCCUGACCGCGGUCUGGGGCUUUGACCUGGGCCAGUCCACACGCUGUGUGCCCAUCCCCCACCAGAUGAGCGUGUGCCAGGACGUGGGCUACUCUGAGAUGAGGCUGCCCAACUUCCUGGGUCACAGCAACCUGGAGGGUGAGGUUGUGCCCCGUUCGGAGGACUGGAGACCCCUGCUCCAGACCGGCUGCCACCCCCAAGCUCAGGCCUUCCUGUGCUCCCUCAUUGCUCCCGUCUGCCUUGACACGUUCAUCCAGCCGUGCCGCAGCCUGUGUGUUGCCGUGAGGGACAGCUGUGCCCCCACACAGGCCUGUCAGGGCCAUGCCUGGCCGGAGGAGCUGGACUGUGACCGUUUCCCCGCGCAGGAGGACACGUGCCUGACCCCCCACCCCAAACACAGCAACAGUCACCUGGCCAAAUUGCUGCCCAAGCCUGCAUGCCAGGCCUGCCCUUCUGUGGAGACUCACCCGUCCCUGAAGACAGUGCUGGAUGCCCUCUGUGUGGAUGAUUUCGCUGUCUCAGCUAAGCUGUCUCGCCAUCGUCUCCCCUCAGGGGAGCCAGAGUUCGGGGUGGAGGGCCGUGUGGAGUUCAUCCGUCAGGGUCCUCUGCUGCCCUACGACACACAGCACCUCCUUCAGCAAUGGCUGCUAAUCAACCUGCGCUGUGCCAACGCCCUGGUCCGGCCAGGCCACACCCAGCUCUAUCUGCUGACCGGCGCGGUGCAGCGUGAUGGCACCCUGGCCCUGACACGCCUCUUCCCUUGGCACAAGAAGGACCACAGCAUCACGGUGGCUACUCGCAAGUGGAAGCACCACAAGUGCUGA
Messenger RNA from Esox lucius (northern pike), 861 nucleotides. RefSeq names its product sizzled (gene szl). The record is from RefSeq and is a predicted model, not a curated record. The transcript has 3 exons. Bases 1 to 861 code for a protein of 286 amino acids. NCBI's taxonomy places the organism in Eukaryota, Metazoa, Chordata, Actinopteri, Esociformes, Esocidae. Gene Ontology annotation, molecular function: Wnt-protein binding. Gene Ontology annotation, biological process: negative regulation of canonical Wnt signaling pathway; non-canonical Wnt signaling pathway; canonical Wnt signaling pathway.